This is a messenger RNA of Gossypium arboreum, 1125 nucleotides long. RefSeq lists its product as uncharacterized. The transcript has a single exon. The record is from RefSeq and is a predicted model, not a curated record. The coding region runs from base 182 to 1045 and encodes 287 amino acids. NCBI's taxonomy places the organism in Eukaryota, Viridiplantae, Streptophyta, Magnoliopsida, Malvales, Malvaceae.
AUUUAAUGUCCAUUCAUGAUGUCCCUUCCCUUCCAUUCCAUUCUUCUCCCCUGCCAAAAACAAAAACAAACAACACAAAACAACAAAAAUGAAAGCUCCCAACAAAAUGAAUCUCAAUACAAACUUUUAGAAUUUGAAGCGAUAUUAAACCCAUUUCUUCUUCAAACAAAGGGAUCCGAUAAUGGCAAGUGGGUGGGUCAAAUCUUUGCAUUGCAAAUCAAGAGCUUUUGAAGAUGUUUAUCACCCAAAUCCCAAGCAUUUAAUACCCAGUUCUAGUUGUAGACGAAGCUCUCAAAGCAUCAAAGAUGUUAUCAAAGCCACUAAGAAAAUGCCCAAGAAUUCAAACCCGAAAUUGUUUCCUAGGUCCAACAGUCAACCCGAAUCCGAUUCGAAUAACCCACCGCCUCGACCUCGCCGGAGUAGUUCUACUUCUACUACCACUACACGUUCUGUUCGGAACCCUGACCCUGUUUUGCCGUCGUUGACUGAGUUACCGGCGGGUCAUCCUUCAAGGAAUGUGGUUGAGAUUAUUUUUCAUACGAGUUGGAGCCCCAAGGCUUUCACGGGUCGAAUUGAGAUGAUUUUUAAAGUUCAAAACGGGCCGAGGACAGUGGCCCGGUUCGAUGAGUACCGAGAGACGGUCAAAGCUCGGUCUGGGUCGGGUGGUUUGGUUUCUGGCGACGAGGAAAACGCGAGGUGCGUGGCGGAUGGGAAUGAAGUAAUGCGGUUUCAUUGUUUGGGUCCAACUCCGGGGAACUGUUCGAUGAACGAAGCGUGGCUGUUUUCCAGCGGGAAAGGAGCGGCGAUUUGUACGUAUGCCGGGAGCGGUGAGGCCCACGAGAGCGCCGGUGGUGGGAAAGGGAGGAAAGCAAUGUUGGUUUGCAGGGUUAUUGCGGGUCGGGUCUCGAAACGGGUAGGGUUCGGGUACGAGUCAUUGAUGGAUGGUCGGAUCGGGUAUGACUCAGUGAGUGGGGACAACGGCGAGUUGCUCGUGUUUGAUCCACGUGCAGUAUUACCAUGCUUUCUUAUUAUCUACAAAUUGUAAAUUUUCCCUUAAUUUGUUUUCUGUUUUAUGUUUUUUUUUAAUGAGGGGUGCAUCGUCUUGGUUGCAUUUUAUCAACACAA